Messenger RNA from Elephantulus edwardii (Cape elephant shrew), 3464 nucleotides. It is a transcript of the gene GAD1, whose product is annotated as glutamate decarboxylase 1 (brain, 67kDa). Gene Ontology annotation, biological process: GABA biosynthetic process. Lineage: Eukaryota; Metazoa; Chordata; Mammalia; Macroscelidea; Macroscelididae. Gene Ontology annotation, molecular function: pyridoxal phosphate binding; glutamate decarboxylase activity. The transcript is spliced from 17 exons. Gene Ontology annotation, cellular component: cytoplasm; presynaptic active zone. Bases 423 to 2201 code for a protein of 592 amino acids. The record is from RefSeq and is a predicted model, not a curated record.
GCAAAACCGUGAUUUGGAUUUCUAAUCGCCCUAUAAAGCUCCAGAGGCGGCCAGGCACCUGCAAAGAGCCUCGCCGCCUCCCAGACGCGCGGCCCCCGCGAACAGCCGCCUCGUGAUUUCCCCGCGGAGCCGGUCCCCGCCUCCCCACUCCACCCCCGCCUCCCCCGAGCCCAACUCCCUCCUCUCUCGGUCUCUCUCCUCUCCUCCUGACGCUCGUGUGCGGGACAGAGUCAGCAAGAGUGAAGACGACUGGAGGUGACGCCGGACACAUUGCGCUUGGGGCCGUAUCGGCCGAACGUGUGCUGUGUGCGCUGCGCGGAGGAGCGGCGGGAGCGCCGGAUCGUGGCGCCCGAGUCUAGCCCAUUUCUGAGCCUGACCCACCGAAGACUCUGGACAGCAGAGGCCCCGGCACCAACAAGCUGAUGGCGUCGUCCACCCCGUCCUCAUCCGCCGCCGCCCCCAACGCGGGAGCGGACCCCAAUACCAGCAACCUGCGCCCUACAACGUACGACACCUGGUGCGGGGUGGCCCACGGAUGCACCAGAAAACUGGGGCUCAAGAUCUGCGGCUUCUUGCAGAGGACCAACAGCCUGGAAGAGAAGAGCCGGCUUGUGAGCGCCUUCAAGGAGAGGCAGUCCUCCAAGAACCUGCUUGAAAACAGUGACCGAGAUGCCCGCUUCCGGCGCACUGAGACGGACUUCUCCAACCUGUUUGCUCGAGAUCUGCUUCCAGCUAAGAAUGGGGAGGAGCAAACUGUGCAGUUCCUACUGGAGGUGGUGGACAUACUUCUCAACUAUGUUCGUAAGACGUUCGACCGCUCCACCAAGGUGCUGGACUUUCACCACCCACACCAAUUGCUGGAAGGCAUGGAGGGUUUUAAUUUGGAACUCUCUGACCACCCUGAAUCCUUGGAGCAGAUCCUGGUUGACUGCAGAGACACCCUGAAGUAUGGGGUCCGCACAGGUCACCCUCGCUUUUUCAACCAGCUCUCUACGGGAUUGGAUAUCAUUGGUUUAGCCGGUGAAUGGUUGACAUCAACUGCUAAUACCAAUAUGUUUACUUAUGAAAUUGCACCCGUGUUUGUCCUCAUGGAGCAAAUAACUCUUAAGAAGAUGAGAGAGAUAGUUGGAUGGUCAAGUAAAGAUGGUGAUGGGAUUUUUUCUCCUGGGGGAGCCAUAUCCAACAUGUACAGCAUCAUGGCUGCUCGUUACAAGUACUUCCCAGAAGUUAAGACAAAGGGCAUGGCAGCUGUGCCCAAACUGGUUCUCUUCACCUCGGAACACAGUCACUAUUCCAUAAAGAAGGCUGGAGCUGCACUUGGCUUUGGAACUGACAAUGUGAUUUUGAUAAAGUGCAAUGAAAGGGGGAAAAUAAUUCCAGCUGAUUUAGAGGCAAAAAUUCUUGAGGCCAAGCAAAAGGGAUAUGUUCCUCUGUAUGUCAAUGCAACUGCUGGUACAACUGUUUAUGGAGCUUUUGAUCCGAUACAGGAUAUUGCAGAUAUAUGUGAGAAAUACAACCUUUGGCUACAUGUUGAUGCAGCUUGGGGCGGAGGACUGCUCAUGUCCAGGAAGCACCGCCAUAAACUCAGUGGCAUAGAAAGAGCCAACUCAGUCACCUGGAAUCCGCACAAGAUGAUGGGUGUGUUGUUGCAGUGCUCCGCCAUUCUCGUCAAGGAAAAGGGUAUCCUCCAAGGAUGCAACCAGAUGUGUGCAGGCUACCUCUUCCAGCCUGACAAGCAGUAUGAUGUCUCCUAUGACACUGGAGACAAGGCAAUUCAGUGUGGCCGCCACGUGGACAUUUUCAAGUUCUGGUUGAUGUGGAAAGCAAAGGGCACAGUGGGAUUUGAACAUCAGAUCAACAAAUGCCUUGAACUGGCAGAAUACCUCUAUGCCAAGAUUAAAAACAGAGAAGAAUUUGAGAUGGUAUUCGAUGGUGAGCCUGAGCACACAAACGUCUGCUUCUGGUAUAUUCCACAAAGCCUCAGAGGUGUUCCAGAUAGCCCUGAGCGACGGGAAAAGCUACACAGGGUGGCUCCAAAAAUCAAAGCUCUAAUGAUGGAGUCGGGCACCACCAUGGUUGGCUAUCAGCCCCAGGGAGACAAGGCCAACUUCUUCCGGAUGGUCAUCUCCAACCCAGCUGCUACCCAGUCUGACAUCGACUUCCUCAUUGAGGAGAUAGAAAGAUUGGGCCAGGAUCUGUAAUCCUCCUCCAUAGAACGUGGGUUUAUGGGGAAAUCACUCUCCUCUGGCACUCUAGAACAAGCCUCUUUAAGUUGCUGAAACACUUAGUCCAUUUCACUGAGGGAAAAAUAUAUCUUGGAGAAUACUGUUAAAACCUUACUUAAGCUUGUUUGUUAUAGCUAGCAGGAAGUACUGUUCUUUUUCAAAAGUUGCACAUUAGGAACACAGUAUAUUUGUACAGUUAUAAAUACCUCUCUCUAUAUAUAUGUGUGUGUGUAUAGUGAGUGUGGCUUAGUAGUACAUCACAGCAUGUUUCCCACCCCAGGAGAAUUACCUUUACCUUCAGCAGUUACUGAGGGGCUAAACAUGCUGCAAACCAGCUUGCCCAACAACCACAGAAAGGAUGUAUAUACACUGUAGUGUCCUAGAGACCAAGAGAAAUGCUGCUGGUGUGGGAGUCCACCUCACUGUCAUUGUUUCUCUUACUUGGGGUCACGAUGGAUGAGUAAAAACAUCACCAGGUGACAGGUAACACCCUCCCCAUUAGCAUCUUAUUAAGGGGAAAUCGUAGCAUUGUUACAGGUAUACUUAUUGCUGUGCUGUUAGAGAUUCAUUUGUGUAGAUUGGGUAUAUUAUUGUUGUCUGACCUUGGGGGAGGGGAAGAACACAUGUAAUAAUUUCAAUGACUGUUUAAUUGUAGGUAAAUGAAAUAUUUGCUUAUUUAUAUUCAGAGAUUUACCAUGUUAAAGAGGUGUCUUGUAUUUUCUUCCCAUUUGUAAUGUAUCUUAUUUCUAUAUUAUUGAAGUAAGUUCUGAAAACUGUUUAUGGUAUUUUCAUGCAUUUGUGAGCCAAAGAGAAAAGAUGAAAAUUAGUGAGACCUGUAUUUAUAUUAGAGUGCCCUUAAUAUAAUGACUUAAGCAUACGUUUACGGUCUGUAAAAGAAUCCUGACACUGUAAAUAGAGUCAUAUAUAUGGAAAUUCCAUUACUUAAAUAGCAUCUGCUCUUCUAUCGCUCUUUCUGUCUGGCUGUCUGUCCAAUGUCCUCAAUGCUUUUCUAGUAACUGUUGGAUAAUAACUAGAUACCCUGUAAUUUUGUAGUUGCCCAUGACCAAUCUCUGUGACUCGCUUAGCUAAAACCUAAGGCAAUGUUUCCGAAGACCUCCUGAACAGCUGACCAGGCUCACAACUGUUUUUGAAGAGAGGAAGUUCACACUGUGCAUUUUAGAGUAUGCAAGAAAAAUAUAAGUAAAUAAAAAUAUUCUCCGUAGAGAAUUUGAACAAAAA